Gadus morhua (Atlantic cod) is the source of this 1090-nucleotide messenger RNA. It is a transcript of the gene cd8b, whose product is annotated as cd8 beta. Bases 168 to 812 code for a protein of 214 amino acids. Gene Ontology annotation, biological process: regulation of immune response. Gene Ontology annotation, cellular component: cell surface. Gene Ontology annotation, molecular function: coreceptor activity; MHC class I protein binding. Lineage: Eukaryota; Metazoa; Chordata; Actinopteri; Gadiformes; Gadidae. The record is from RefSeq and is a predicted model, not a curated record. The transcript has 6 exons.
GCGCGUGUGUGUGCCUGCGUGCGUGUGUGUGUGUCACAGUUGGGGUGUUACCUUGACGACUGAGAGCCCUGUCAUCAGAGUUCCUCCCAUCCUCGCUGACAGAUAGACAGCAGGAAAAGAAACCAUCCAACCCCCACUAUCACCAUCUCCAACCCGAAGACACAGACAUGCACAGACACAGGUGCUGCUGGCCACCUGCCAAGAUGACCUACUUAGUGCUGGUAUGGACAACUGUCACAUGUCUCUGCUGGACAUCAGGUUCUGCUCAGGUCCCUGUCCGUUACCCCAAGAUCCACGACAGCGAGGCGCUGGCCUGUGGGUGUCACAAGACCUCCUGCGAUCUUUUCCUGUGGUUCCGCAGCCUGGAGAAUGGAAGCAAGCUGCAGUUCCUGGUGAGCGUGAACAACGCUGACCGCGAUUACACCAACCCAGGCUUGGACAAGAGCCGCUUCAUCGUCAGGAUGAACGCCGGCAAGUCGACGCUGCGCAUCGCCAACUUGAAGCGGGAGGACAGCGGCGUGUACUCCUGUGUGUCGAAGAACAAGGAGACGGAGGGCAUCGGGGCUCCGGGGGUCCUUCUGCUGCCUGGGGUGACCCCUCCAGAACCCACGCCUCAACCCACAUCUAAGCCGCUCUGCAGGUGCCCGGAGAAGAGCUAUAAACCGCACCCAAAGGGCUGUGACUCCGAUGCCUUGUGGCCAUCGGUGGGCAUCCUGGCGGGCUUGGCCCUGGCGCUUCUCGCCACACUGUACUACUUCAGCCGGUUACCCAAGAAAUGCCGCCACCACUUUGUAAAGAAAGAUAGAAGAUGAGACUAAACUAAACCAAUCGAUCUAAAGCUCACAUCAUACCGUGUUGGUUUUGUACCCCAUGUAUAGAAUUCAUGCCCCCCAUGGUUUUUGAAUGAUGCUAAUGCCACGGCUGUGCUAAGUGAGUGCUUAUUAGAGACUUGCACCAACUUUGAAAAGUACCACUGAGGUUGAUGUGACUGAAGUUAUUUCUGUAUGUAAAUAGAAUGUCUUGUAAGUACAAUGAAUGUUCCUCUUUUGUAUUGACACAUUUAUUAAAAUGUUUAAAAUCACAAUUUGAA